UCAUGCACGAUGCGUUGAAAUGCCUUGCGCUCUCGACAGACACCACGAUACCCGCUGGCUGACUGACCCGUUUAGCUGGACGGACCGUUUCUGCGAUGUGAGCGAGAAUAAUUAUAUGAGAGCGAGAGAGAUAACUCCACCUGACUCUCUUCCGAGACCGUCCACCCCUGAAGCUAAGGAAGACAUCCCGAGAGAGUGUAAAGGUAUGUAGACUAGCCCAAUCCUCUAUUAGUUGAUGACAACAGUAACAUUACAGGUAGCCUCCUGGGCUGUUGCCACUGGAAAAAGUUAUUCCGAGUUAUUGCGUUGAUUGUUUUGUGUAACUGCUUGGUGUAAUGACGCUACAUGAAAUAGCCAGAAUGAGAGGCAGAAUCUGACACCUGGAGAAAUACAGGAGCGGCGGAACAAGGCUACCCAUAGCUGUCUCUCUGCCUGGUGGAAUUACGCACGAUGGAUCAGGAAGAAGACUUUCUUGACUUCAAGUCCUUGAGGGCAAAGUUCCAGGAUGAGGAAAUGUUGCUGCUGAAGCAGCCCGGGACCAAAUCUGCUCUCCCUGAGAAACCUAAAGUCCUGCCUCCUCCUCACAGCGCUACAAACUGCCUUCCUUCCCUCAGCUCCACAUCACACACACCCUCCAACUCGCACUCCCUACCGCGCAGUACUCGACCUUCCCCCCUCUCCUCCCUUCAGGGGCCGGGUGGCAUCGCAUCCAGAGUCAUCGUCAAGGAGGAGAAGGUGAAGAGCAAAGACAAGGAUGAGGGGAAGGUGAAAUUACUAGGUAAAAAGAAGGCAGAGGUGAAGGCUGAUAAAGAGAAGUCGGAUGAAAGGAUGAAUGGAGGGAAAGAUGUUGUAGAAGUAGCGGUGAGGUCAGAUCUGCUGGACCAGAAACAGAAGAAAGAAGCAGACCUGGCCAUGAAGAACACGAAGGUGUCCCUGCUGUCCCCUGGGGGGUCUAAGGGGGGUAGUGUUGAGCUGGUAGACAUGUCACCACCGCCUAUAAACACAACAAAGAAGAAGGGUUUUCUGGGCAUCGGGAAGUCAGUGAAAAUAGGGAAGAAGAGGAAAGAGGGGAGAGUUGAGCUUCUUCCUUUCCCCAUACUGGACAUAGCCAGCCCAGACCUGGCUGACCCUGAACCUGUCAUGCUUCUAACCACCUUCGGAACCCCGGCCCCCCCUGGUGAUAUACCUAUACGUACCGUCAUGAUCCCACCUUCCCCAGCAGUACACAUUGUUCACUUACCCCCUGCCUCGAUACCUGCCUCAGUACUAGAUUCCCCCUUACCCCUGGAGCUGACUCAUAACCCAGUAUUUACCCUGUUACCCCCCACCCUGAAACCUGCACCAGCAGCUGAAACCAUUACAGUCGUUACACCACCUAACCCCAUCCCAGUGAUCCCUGACCCUCCUAUCAUUGAUCACAUCCCUGAAACCCUCAGUCCUAAAACCCCAGCUGAAACCAUCCCAGCCCCCACCCUGCCAGUAUCAGCCCGCCCUACCCCUUCCCCUGUUACUGCCCCAUUCAGCCCAAUACCAGCUCCCCCAGUCACCCAUAUACUUCCUGCUGUUCCCUCCCCACCUACACUCUCUACCUACACCCCACCUCCACCUGUUAUCGCCACUCCAUCCCCACCCCCUGACCCUACCCCCUCUCCUCCUCCUCCCCGUACACCUCCAGCUGCUGAACUUGACCCUGAGUCUGUAGUAGUGGAUAUUGCUGUUAUAGUUGAGAACUCUGCCUCUCCACUUCCCUAUCACACCCCCCCUCCCCCGGCUGGUGAUCCCUCAGUCGCACCCCCAUCCCUCCAGCCGGAGAGGCCCGUGGGGGUCCAGGAACGGCCACUCUCGGCCCUGUUGGCUCUAGGACGAGCAGAAGAGAUGAGUCCACCAAAAAAAAGAGGAUCAGAGAUAAUCUUCAAUGCCCUGGAGAAAGCUAAGAGGACGCUCACCAGCCCUCUUAUGAUCCCCAUUCCCUCCAGACCUGUCAUGCCCACCAUAGAGGACCUAACCCCACCUCCCCACAGCCCUAGCCCCACCCCGGUGAAAUCGCUACCUGAGCUCCCACCAAUCGACUACGAUGACCAGGCAGGGGUGGCGGCCCCUACACCCCUGAUACCGGCCCUAGUCAAAGGUAUUGACAUUAGGCAGGCGUCUCCUAUGUUGGAGGGGAUAGCAGAGAAGGGUGCAAGGGACCUCCUACCAGACCUGUUUGUGGUGCCCCCUCCUCCCCCGAGAAAGCACCUCCCAGAGGCCUCCACCCGAGGAUCCCCGCCAGAGAAACCCCCCCAACUCCCCUCCGUGGACCUGACUGCCUAUGCUGUGGAGAUUCCUGUUCCUUCAGCUGAUUCUGCUCUCGACAUUCCUGAGUUUGAGGAUGUAGGAUCAGAUGUUCUGGAAUUGGAAGCCCCGGAGUUCCAGCCUGCAGACUUAGACACCUCUAAUUCCACUAAGUGGAGAGCCCAGGCAGAAGACAGGGCCAAUGAGAGCUGUGGCAAUGCCUAUGAGGACAUGCCCUCAGCCAAGCAGAAGGUCAAGGGUCAACCCACCAAGAAAAAGAAAGGAACAGCGAAGAGUAAGACACAGGCACCUUACAACCCAUAUGCUGAGACUCAGCUUCUGACAGAAGAAACACCCACGACUGACUUGUUCUUGAAGAAGACUGCCUCGGAAACCCCAGAUGAGAAACAAAUGAAGAAGGAAAAACAACGUUUUGAGAAGGAGAGGAAAGAGCAGAAAGAAAGAGAGAGGAAAGAGCAGAAAGAGAAGAGAGAAAAUGAGAUGAAGAAAUUUAAGCUAAGUAACCCUAAGAGGAGAGGAGGGUGAAAUAGUAUUCUCGGCAGUAGAAACAAGUGUGAUUUCAAUCCUCAGGAUGUCAGAUUAUCUGAACAACAUGUUAACA
Messenger RNA from Oncorhynchus gorbuscha (pink salmon), 2896 nucleotides. Its product is annotated as nascent polypeptide-associated complex subunit alpha, muscle-specific form-like. The transcript is spliced from 8 exons. Lineage: Eukaryota; Metazoa; Chordata; Actinopteri; Salmoniformes; Salmonidae. The coding region runs from base 451 to 2820 and encodes 789 amino acids. The record is from RefSeq and is a predicted model, not a curated record.